AUGGCCGAGCCAGCAACGAACGAUCCAACUGAUCAUCAGCAGGCUCCCGAGUCAGGCUUUCGAUCUCGGCCGAAGUAUUUUUAUCUCGGCGAUCCGGUGGUUCAGGGCUUCAAAGAUCUCAUCGCAAAGUUCCACCCCCAACCGCCUCGUGAGGAACCACUGGUGAAUCAAGAGCCACCGGUCAAUGGAGAACUGCCGGCGAAUGAGGGAGCACUGGCGAAUGGGGGAGCACCGGCGAAUGGGGGAGCACCGGCGAAUGGGGGAGCACCAAACAAUGAGGCACCACCGGCCAAUGGAGAACCACCGGAGGACCUCUCAUUGCUCUCUCAUGACGAAAUCGAAAAGCGGGAAGCGCUCGUGACACGACUUCAAUCCGACCUCCUCCCUCUCCUCCUAGAGCAAAUCGACGAGCUCUGCGAAUCGCUCGACCCGUUAGUCUGUCGGAACAUACCAAGGAGCUCGUUCCCCCCGAUCUUGCAAAUCCAGGCAGAGCUCGAACCUACGAUGGAUCAAAUCCAAUCUGCCAUGGACACCGUCUGUCCUAAACCGAUCAACCUAGUGGCCAGUCAAGCCAAAGAUUGGCACCUCAGAGGAUUGAAAUCGUACCGGCUUCACUUCCUUAAAUCGGAGUUCGAUCAAGGAUGUCUUGGAAAUCAGGGGUGGCGAAGAUCGAUGGGAUCUUGA
Messenger RNA from Puccinia graminis f. sp. tritici CRL 75-36-700-3, 684 nucleotides. RefSeq lists its product as uncharacterized. Bases 1 to 684 code for a protein of 227 amino acids. NCBI's taxonomy places the organism in Eukaryota, Fungi, Basidiomycota, Pucciniomycetes, Pucciniales, Pucciniaceae. The record is from RefSeq and is a predicted model, not a curated record. The transcript is spliced from 4 exons.